Molecule: messenger RNA, 2110 nt
Organism: Ornithodoros turicata
Lineage: Eukaryota; Metazoa; Arthropoda; Arachnida; Ixodida; Argasidae
Product: aprataxin and PNK-like factor
Exons: 11
Coding region: 304-1614 (436 amino acids)
Biological process (GO): double-strand break repair
Cellular component (GO): site of double-strand break; nucleus
Molecular function (GO): 3'-5' exonuclease activity; protein binding; DNA-(apurinic or apyrimidinic site) endonuclease activity
Source: RefSeq, a predicted model, not a curated record
UCCCGAAGCGGUCCUACAGCAUUUCAUUGAAUUUAGUAUCACACUGCUGCAAAUGGAUUUUCGAAUUAUUGGUGUUAGACUACUUUAAAAGCACUUCGCCUAUUGCGUUUUUCAUGUUUCGUGCACCACAAACCUUGGUACUAUGUUCUGCGAAUGUUUGUUACUGCGCAUUAAUACACGAUGUCGGCAAGUUUCACAGAAUAGCGUUUCCAUGUCUUCGACGCUGAUGUGUAAAUUCGAAAACGUUCCUGUGGCGUGGAAGUAAAUUAAUUCGCAAUGUGAUGACUUUGGUGCCAUAAGACAAUGAAGAAAGUAACCCUGAGACCAGUUAUGGGGGGGCAGAAAGUGGUGGAGCUUAAAACCGGCAAAACGAUCAUCGGCAGGGGCCCAUUGCUCGAAUGCAGUGACAAGAAGGUAUCAAGGAAUCAUGCAAUCUUGGAGGUCUUGCAGGAUGGCGAGGUGCUUAUUACACCGACUCACGUCAAUCCCUGCUUCUACCAAGCCCAGGGCAAUGGUCCUUCCAAGGUCUUGAAGAAGGACAAGCAGCAUACACUGUCCUCUGGGGAUUCCAUUUCACUGUUGCCCAACAACUACAAAUACAUUAUUGAAGUGGCCAACUCCCCAGAGGAUAUUUCCAGUUCCAGACUGGGAGCACAAGACAGCAAUGGUGAACAUGAUGUUGAAGAAAUCACAAAAGAUGGACCAGACAUCAAACCUUCUCUGCCGGCGGAAAAUGGUAGGGAAAGGAGCCCCAAGCCCAAGAAGGUUGCUUCUCGUAAGGAACGAACGCUGCCCCAGUGGUUGGUGGACAAUGCUAAAAGCAAACCUGCCAAGAAAGGAAGCAUUGCAGCCACACCAAAGCCAACGAAAAUGAGGCAAGCAAAGCCCAGGUACACUUUCUCUGAGAGUGAUAACGAGUCCGCAGACGAAGAGGAGUAUGCACCCACCAAAACAGCAGGACGCUCUUCUCGGAGAAAUCGUGGCACCAUGCAGAAGAUCUCCUUAGAUGACUUUGUAGCGAGUGAUGACGAUGAGUGGGGCAACAGUUCGGAGGAGGCGAAACCGCGGCCAAGGCGAAGGCAAGUUGAUGACUCGGGAAGUGACUGGGAGGAGGAGAACCGUAAGAAGAAGCGAGUUCGACGAUACGUAUCGUCAGACAGUGAUUCCGCCAGUGACUGGGAAAGGGCCAGUAGAAAAAGGAAGCCACCAACCAGGGCACGUGGUCGCAGAGGGAAGAAAUCGUCCUCCGAAUCCGAGGUCUCUGACGAAGACAUUCCUUUACAAAGUGAGAAAAGGCAAAGCAAAAGACAAGCCGCAUGCAAGUACGGCAGCAAGUGUUUCAGAAAAAAUGCAGAGCACAAAAAGCAGUUUAGCCACAAUGAAACUGAAGAUUCUGAGCAAGAACACUCUGAGGAAGGGGAAAGUUCAGAAGCCGACGAGAAGCCCCUGUGUCAGUAUGGCGCCGAUUGCUACAGGAGAAAUGCAACGCACCUAAAGGAAUUCCGGCACCCACCACAGAGGACAAAAUGUAAGCAGAACAAAGCGAGCAACUCAAAAGGUGAUGAGUAUGAAUGGCGUGACGAGGAAGGGGACAGCUCGACACGGCGCAAGUAACGCAAAGAUGACUGAGGCAUGACUUGCCAGAGGGCUCAUGCGGAAAAAGACUCUACGUGGUGUCGUGCCUCGACAAAAAACAUUUGUGUGCUAGUGAUGUGGAAAGUGAGGUAAACAAUUUUCUAUGUGUCGCCAACUAUGGUGUGUUGGAGAGCUGUUGAAGCCUGCACGGAGAGACAUUAACCUGCAUUAUAUAAAUGCUUUUCCGUGCCACCUUGCAAUACACGGGGAUCCACAGCCCAGCUGACGGCCUCCCCUGUGCAGUUUAGGACUAGUCGCAAUGUAAGAGAUCCUAUGAGGCUACAAUCUUUUGCGUUUGUCUUCUGGUGUUCUUUUAUCAUGGACUGUGUGUUUUGGUGAAUCGUGGGUUGCACCUUUUUGUUUUUUUACUGUCGCCAUGCCAUAUGAUCAUUCCCUCAUUGUCAUUAGCGUUUGGGUCACAUACUGUUGUUUGGGUAUGCAAGAAAAGAAAUAAAAGUCUCUCUGAGCACCCUAA